Messenger RNA from Mycena indigotica, 2313 nucleotides. Its product is annotated as Enhancer of polycomb-like protein. The transcript is spliced from 7 exons. Gene Ontology annotation, biological process: regulation of transcription by RNA polymerase II. Gene Ontology annotation, cellular component: piccolo histone acetyltransferase complex. Bases 1 to 2313 code for a protein of 770 amino acids. The record is from RefSeq and is a predicted model, not a curated record. NCBI's taxonomy places the organism in Eukaryota, Fungi, Basidiomycota, Agaricomycetes, Agaricales, Mycenaceae.
AUGGCCCCACGAGCAAACCCUCCACCCAAGAAAAAUCGUGCGAGGUUCGGUGUCAAGUUUUCUCUGAAAAUCAUCAAAGGCGACCUCCCCCCCGAUACUGAGUACCUCGAUGACGACUUUGACGAAAACUUGUCCACCCUUGCGGUUGCAGAUGUGGACAUUAAUGAGGGCCAUGUGGCAGAACACCACCUGCAAGCAGCACUCGCCACAACUGCUGUAUUCAUCCCCACACCCUGCUCGCUCUCUUCCGUCGAUAAUUACGACCAGCUCUAUGGGGCGACGCAAUGGAAAGACCCUAUCACCUAUCUUCAGUCCAACCAGACCGUUGAAGAGGCGUGUGCCAAUGCCCUGGUCGACCAUGACUACACCUAUUACAUGGAUGAAUUUGAUAAGCAGUGGCUUGACAAGAACAACAAGGAUGCUCGAGGGGAGGGCACCAGCUCUAGUGCCCGAAGUUCUAGGAAAAACAAGGAGAAAGAAUCUGACAUGUGCACGCCAGCCGAAAUCUCAGAGGACGAAUUCGAAGUCGUGAUGUCUCUCAUGGAGAAAUACGUGGAUCAAAAGAUUCUUCGAGGAGACGCCCCCGACUUCGAAUUCUUCACUGGCUUUUUCUUGGAGCCUUUGUCUCCCUCUCUGUUUGCGUCGUUUUCAGUGCCAUCGUGGAUCCCACCGCCUGCCCAGCUUGUUCGUAUUGCUCGCACUAUAUAUCCGCACUGGAGACAUCGGAGAACUCUCGUUUCUGGGCGGAGAAUACAGCCUGCUCUCAAUUUUGACGAGAGUGAUUUCCCAAAUGAGUCGUACAUUUGUUUUCGCCGUCGCGACAACAAACCUGUGCGCAAAACUCGAGGGGGAUUGGUUGUCAAUCACGCAGAAAAGCUGGCCAAUCUCCAGCACAACCUCAGUCAGGUCCUCGACAUUGCCAACUCGGUCCUUCAAAGGGAAAAUAUCAAACAAUCUGCUGCUAGCGAAUCCCAAGCUUUGUGGAAUGCACGUCAACCGAUGGCGGAUUUCUUACGACAAUUCCCUGCAAUGAUGACUAAGGCAGAUGAAGACCGUCUCACAGAAAAGCCGAAGAAGAUCAAACCCGCAAAAUCCUCCUUGCUUCCCAAGGUCAAGGUACUCCCACCGACUCAAUCAAGUUCGCCUGCCCAGGCUCCAGCUCCGCCAGCGGUUCAACCUUCUGAACGUCAUGCCGAGGUGCAACAAGAUAUUGCUCGGCGGAUGCUGCAAGAGACAGAAAACUUGAAGAGACGUGGUUACUUGGACUUGACUGAUGACCCUGUGCAAUCUGCAUAUUUGCCACGCCCCGAGAAGUUGUGGGUUGACGUUGCCUCCAAGACAUCACCACCCCCAGAACUCGCGACAAGAAUAGCGCGGCCUCUUCGUCUCCGAGUUGGACGUGGUGGACGGCAAUUCAUCGACCGACGGAGCAGUUCUCAUCCAUACCUUUCACCUCUGCGCAAUCAUCGUUCUCACGCCGACAGUGAUGAUUCUUUGGAUUUCGACGAAGAAGCGACACGGAGGCUACGUGCACAAUGGAGGUUCGACACUGAUAGUUCUUGGACUGGUGGGCCUUCAGAAGAAGAUGCCCGUGAACUUGUUGACGAAUUUGAUGACACUUAUAUCGUUCAUCGUCUUCAGUGGUCGGUGGAAAGCCGUAAAGCGGAGCCUUCGCAGAUUUCCGAUCUGUCUCUCGUCUCCGACGCAAGUCUUACCGUGCAAACCCCCGAUGGCCGAUCGCGCAAGGCCCUACCAUUCUUGACUAACGCAAUCCAUCUCGCAACUGUCCAAAACUAUCCUGACGUCCACUCGUACCUGAUUGCGGCAGGAGUCGCGAAAGCGAACCCUCAGCCAACCGCUAGUGCCCAGGCUCAAGCGAUGGCUCACGCUCGAGCAGUUGCGCAGCAGAGACAGGACAGUUCCGCCCUCAGUCACCAAACUCCGACUACCUCCGCUGCACCCAUCCCUGCCUCCGUAUCUUCCACAAUAUCAACCCCAAUCUCUGCUCGCCCACGGACCUUACGUGAUGCACCACUUCCUCAUCCUCUGCCAAAUGGAACUGGGAACUCCAAUGCUGGAGGACAAGCUCACAAUGUUGUGAAAUCGAGCAUACCGUUGGGCAACGCGUCACAUAAUCAAAAUCAAAUGCCUCCACCUCUCGCCCCAACUCAGAUGACGAAUGGACGGGCGAUCUAUGUGCCAUCGCUCGCUGCAGCCAAUGCCAGCUUCAAGGUGCCUGUAAUGCAGCGUGCCACGACGACGUCGAGCCCAGUACCCAUUCGGUCGGUUGCCGUGAACGGCGAUUCGAAGUAG